Molecule: messenger RNA, 3907 nt
Organism: Racocetra fulgida
Lineage: Eukaryota; Fungi; Glomeromycota; Glomeromycetes; Diversisporales; Gigasporaceae
Source: the annotation of a GenBank genome assembly
UGAUCAAUUAAUUCAAACUAGACAAGAAAUUCAAACUAGACAAGAUAGACAAGAAGAAAUUCAAACUAGUCAAGAUAAUGGAACUUUUACCAACGUGACAACAUCAAAUCAAUUAAUUAGUGAUGGAGCAAAUUCUGUUUGUGGUGAUCUUUGCAUUUUAGGAAUUAUGAUUGGAAUAGUGGGUAGUACAUCAAAACGUAUGACACCCAGUUCUCCAACUACUGUAGAUGAUUUUCUUAAACCAUCAUCAAGUCCUCCAUUAUUUGAAUCCAGAUUAAAUGAUGAAGCUGAAGAAUUUGCUUUAAAGUUUCCUCCACAAGAAGAAAUUCCUCCAAAUGAACAUGUUGUAUAUAUUCAAAGUCUUGGUGGUGCAAAAGCUUGGGAAUGGGUACCUGAUGAAGAUUUAUUAUCUCAACAACUCGUUUCAAUAACCAAUGAAGGAAGUGUCAUCUCUUUUAAAAAAAGAAUCGAUUCCAUGGUGCAAACAAAUUAUCCUUUCUUUAUCCCUCAAACCGAAGGAGAUACUAUUUAUGAACCUCCAUUUGAACAACCCGAAACUAUGGAAAAAAGAGGUGGUCAAAUAUUGCAUUAUUUUGAAAUCACUAUUUUAUCAAAUCCAGAUAUAAAAAAUACUACUAUAGCGAUCGAUUAUAGUCACCCGUGGGGUGAAGUAGGUGAUACUGUAGGUUGUGGAUAUAAUCCAGAUGUUGGUCAAGUAUUUUUCACAAAAAAUGGUCAAUUCUUAGGGAAUGCAUUUACAAAUAUACGUCAUAUAUGGUUUCCAACUAUAGGUGCUAAUGGUCCAUGUACUAUAGAAACUAAUUUUGGUGAUAAUUAUGAUAAAGAAUUUAGAUAUGAAAGUGCUCGUGGUUAUGGACCUGGUGAAUGGUGUAGAAUAACGAUUCCUCUUUUAUGGAAUAAUCCCAUAAAAUUAUUACAUGGACCUGAUGAUUAUUAUCCAUAUCAUAGAUACAGAAAUAAUCAUGUAAAACUUGUUGAUACAUAUUUAUCAUAUCUUAAUAACGAAGAGAGAGCCAAGCUUAUUAAAAAUGGAUUCAAACUACCGUUAAGAACUAAACCUCCAAUAUUCGAUUAUAUUUCUUUCUUGAGAUAUAUUUCAAAUGGUGAUAUUCAAAUGAUUAGUUUAUUCUGGUGUUUAUACUUUGAUGCUAGCAAGAUACCAGUUAUAAAUCCUUUAAAUUCUUUUGGUACUAAACGAAAAGUAAAACCUGCUUCUAGUUUAUGGAGUUUAGUUCGAGAUAUCUUUGAUAUAUUCAACAAGAAAUCAAGAUCAUUAACUACCGAAAUCGCUCAAGUUGCUCAUGCUUCCGUAGUUCCUCCUAUGGGUGAUGAUUUUUAUACAACUGAUGUAUUACUGAAAUCCGAAAUAAUACAUCAUACUCUUACAAAGUUGAUAAUAGAUCAAUGCCCUUCUAUUAAACAUUUACAAUCAACCUCAACUCUUAUUGGAUCUAGUUCAAACAGUAAUUAUACGGAAAUAAUGUUAAAAUAUCCACGACUUCAUGAAUGUUUUACUCAUUUAAAGAGUUUUGAAAGUCGAAGUAAUUUCUAUAGAGGAACUUCAUUUGAUAUACUUUCCAAAAUAUGUCACGAACUACGUAAGAUUGAAGUCUCUUCAUGUAAUCCAACACAUUUAUCAACUGUUAAUGAAAGUAAUGAAAAUCCAGCUAUAAUAGAAUCUCAAAAAUUAUCAAAUCUUAUCAAAGUUCAAAGAUGCUUACGUGAAUUUAUACUUUGGAAUUGUAAAGUAGGAGUUUUAGAUAUUAUUUAUUCUUUAGUAUCAACUCAACAAUAUUCAAUGCGAUCUCUUUCUUUUCAUCAUUGCGAUUUUCAAAAUAUCGUUUGGUUGCACGUUCUUUCCGAUUUACCAAACUUGGAGACCUUAAUAUUUAAUCAAUGUAUCAAUGUUUCUGACAAAACGUCAUCAAAACUUGUGCUCUCUAAUCUUAAACAUUUAAAAUAUAUUUAUGGAUAUACAUCACCAAAUGCUUUAAUGACUUUAUUAGACUCUACCAAAAAUACUUUAGUGGAAUUAGAUACUGGAAAACCUCAUUUUAAAUUAAAUCUUAUAACAUUUGAUCCCAGAAAAUUCCACUUUUUAGAAUCGGAUCUUUUUAAUCACAUAGAAUUAUUAAAUAAUAUAAAAUUAUGUGAAAAUUUAACCUCCUUAUCAACUUAUGUUUAUUCAAAUACUCAAGAAAAUUUAUUCACCACACUUUUAAAUUUAGAUCAAUUAAAACAUUUGGUGAUAACUGAAAUUACUUAUUCAUUAGAUACUAAGCAAAAAAAUUUAAUCUUUUCCGAAUUUUUAAUUAAAUUGGCAAAUCAUUUACCUUCAACUUUAAAAUGGUUACAUAUAGGAACAAAAUUUGGAAUAAGAAAGAAUAUUUUACAAGAUUUUAAGUUAAAUACUUUAUGUAAAUUUAAAAAAAUUGCCGUUUUUGGUGGCUUGGAUUGGGAUAUGGAAAAUCAAAAGGUGGAAUUUGAAGGGGUUUAUGAUGAAUUGAAUAUUGAUGAGAUUAAGAAUAGUUUAAUUCCAAAUUAUGUUGAACAACAAUCUGAUCUGGUCUCUUGCUGUUUAGUAUCUCGUUUAUGGAAUACUUGUGCUACUCCCUGUCUUUGGAAGGCUCCACGUCUUAAACGCGCUUCCACUCUUGAAAAAUUUGUUAGAACUUUGGUGAGAUCUCAACAGAAUUGUACCAUUUAUGCUUAUGGUUGUUUGGUACAUACUCUCGACCUCUCUCGUCUUUCGUUUUCUUGUUCUGCCGCUGAACUAAGUCUUAUAUCCGAAUGUUGUGGUGUCCUGAAGAAUAUUGAUUUUUCAAAUUGUCAAAAACUCAGGAAUGAUACUUUGACUAGAAUCUCUGAGCGGUGUUCAAAUUUACGUUCUCUCAAGUUAUUAAAUCUUCCUUAUAUUACUGAUGAAUCUUUUAUAAAUAUUAUAAAUCGUUGUAACCGCUUAGAACAUUUUGCUUUUGGCGAUUGUGUCGGCAUUACGAAUCUUUCGUUACUUCAUCUAGCUCGUAUGAAAAAUCUCAAUACUCUUGAAAUAUUUUUUGGAAACAAUGUUACAAAUGAAACUCUCGUUCUUAUAACACAGGGUUGUUCGAAAUUGAAAAACUUACAUAUUUGGGACUGUGGAACUCUUGAAGAUGUUGCUAUCAUCCAGAUGGCUAAUAAUAUGAAUUUAAAUCUAGAAUCUCUUAUCCUUCACAAUCCUCAACAUAUUACCGAUUUAUCACUUACUCAUGUCGCUAGCAGAUGUAUCAAUUUGCGUCAUCUGGGCUUAGAACCAUGUGAGGGUGUGACCAAUAACACUUUGAUCGCGUUAGCAAAUUAUUCUUGUCAUUUGGAAUCCAUUCAGAUCUCGUUAAAUCGAGCUGGUAGUGGUUUAUCUAAUGAUGGAUUUAUAUAUAUGUCCGAACGUUUGAGAACACUUUGUAAAAUUACUUUUCAACAUUCAACUCCACUUGUCACUGAUGUUACGUUAAGCAUGUUGGCAAUCAGAUAUGCUACAACACUUACAUGUCUUCACCUUUAUAAUUGCAAUUUUACUGAUUCAUCUCUUAUAAUGAUCGCUCAAAAUAGACCUCCAAUCAAUGAUUUAUGUAUUUUUGACCUAAUGAAAAUUAAUGAUGAUUCGGUUAUUUGCCUAUUACUUAAUAUUUCUACUACACUUACUUCACUACAAAUUUCAAAUUGUGAAGGUCUUACGGAGAAGACUGUGACCAGUGGCAUUAAAUACUGUACUAAACUUAGAAAAUUAUGUUUAUUUACUUCAAGUGAUUUUACUGUUACUGGGUUAGAUGCUAUUGUUAAGAGUUGCAUAGAUUUAAGGGAAUUUUAUUUAGCAAGUACCGAAGAUAUUCCUAAAGAGGUUUUUUGA